CCCGGGCACGGAGAGCUGCGCACGGGGAAGCGCUGCCGCGGGAGUCCGCGGACGCCUCGCCCCAUGGGGAUCGAGAGCUUCUGCAGCGCCGACGCCUCCGAGCCCUUCUGGGAUUGGAAUCUGACAUGGUACACAGAAGAUCCAGAUUUCACCCCAUGCUUUCAGAACACAGUCCUGGUCUGGAUUCCUUGCACUUACCUGUGGAUCUGUUUCCCAGUGUACUACCUGUACCUUCGCCGUCAUGACAGGGGAUACAUACAGAUGUCCAACCUUAACAAAGCCAAAACGGCUUUGGGUUUAAUACUGUGGAUAGUCUGCUGGGCAGACCUUUUCUACUCUUUCUGGGAAAGAAGUCAAAAUGGAGCUCAAAAAAUAUUUUAUCUCAUUAGCCCUACAGUAUUGGGUAUAACAAUGUUGGUUGCCACAUAUUUAAUACAAUAUGAAAGAAUAAAAGGAGUCCAGUCUUCAGGUGUAAUGACGAUUUUCUGGUUUAUCUCGUUGUUAUGUGCCACAGUGAUUUUGAUAUCCAAAAUAAAACAUGCCUUAAAUAUGGGUGCUGAAGUGGAUACAUUUCGUUAUGUCACCUUCUGCAUUUACUUUGUCCUGUUAUUUGCACAGCUCAUCCUGUGUUGUUUUCCAGAACAACCACCUUUGUUUUCUGAAACAGUGAAUGAUCCUAAUCCAUGUCCAGAGUUCAGUGCUUCUUUCCUCUCCAGAAUCACAUUCUGGUGGAUCACUGGGUUGAUGAUUCAGGGUUAUCGGAGUCCUUUGGAAGCCAAGGAUUUGUGGUCAUUAAAUAAAGAUGACAAAUCAGAGCAAAUAGUGCCGGAUUUGGCUCGAAAUUGGGCAAAAGAGUGGUCAAAGACCAAGAGGCAACCAUUAGACAUGUUAUAUGCGCCCAAAAAGCAGCAAAAAUCAGGCGACUCAAAUGGUGAUGUGACAGAAGAGGCUGAAGCUUUGAUUAUAAAACCAUCUCAGAAGAACUCUGAAGCAUCUUUAUUCAAGGUGUUAUAUAAAACCUUUGGACCAUAUUUUCUCAUGAGUUUCCUGUUUAAAGCCGCACAUGAUCUCUUGAUGUUUGCAGGCCCGGAAAUUCUGAAGUUGUUACUCAAGUUUGUAAAUAACAAAGCUGCCCCAGACUGGCAAGGCUACUUUUAUACAGUGCUGCUGUUUGUUUGUACCUGUCUUCAGACACUGAUUCUUCACCAGUAUUUUCAUAUAUGCUUUGUAACUGGAAUGAGGCUCAAAACAGCUAUUGUUGGUGUAAUUUAUCGAAAGGCACUUGUUAUCACGAAUUCUGCUAGAAAGACUUCAACUGUGGGUGAGAUUGUGAAUCUAAUGUCUGUGGAUGCUCAGAGAUUCAUGGAUUUGGCUACCUAUAUAAAUAUGAUUUGGUCUGCACCUUUCCAGGUGAUAUUAGCACUGUACUUACUGUGGCAGAAUUUAGGUCCUUCGGUGCUGGCAGGAGUGGCUGUCAUGAUCCUUCUGGUUCCAAUAAAUGCUGUGAUGGCAAUGAAGACAAAAACCUAUCAGGUGGCUCAAAUGAAGAGCAAAGACAACAGAAUUAAGCUGAUGAAUGAAAUUCUCAAUGGGAUUAAAGUUCUGAAACUUUAUGCUUGGGAAUUAGCCUUCAGAGAGAAGGUAUUAGAGAUCAGACAGAAAGAACUUCAAGUCCUAAAAAAAUCUGCUUACCUUGCUGCAAUGGCAACCUUCACUUGGGUUUGUGCUCCUUUUUUGGUUGCCUUGUCCACGUUUUCUGUGUACGUCACCGUAAACAAGAACAACAUCUUGGAUGCUCAGAAGGCAUUUGUUUCUCUGGCAUUAUUCAAUAUCCUCAGGUUUCCACUGAACAUGCUUCCUAUGGUCAUCAGCAACAUAGUGGAAGCCAGUGUCUCCUUGAAGCGCCUUAGGGUGUUCCUGUCUCAUGAAGAGUUAGAUCCAGACAGCAUAAUCAGGGGUCCCACGACAGAGGAUCCAGUAAAAGCAGAAGACAAAUGUUUUGCUGAAGGAUGCAUUGUUGUAAAGAAUGCAACGUUUAGCUGGUCCAAAACUGAUGCUCCUUUGCUGAACAGCAUUAAUUUCACUGUUCCUGAAGGCUCCUUGGUGGCUGUUGUUGGUCAGGUUGGCUGUGGAAAGUCUUCACUGCUGUCUGCAUUACUGGGGGAGAUGGACAAGAAGGAAGGCUACGUGGUUGUCAAGGGCUCUGUAGCCUACGUUCCUCAGCAAGCCUGGGUCCAAAAUGCAACUCUGGAAGAUAACAUUAUCUUUGGAAGGGAGAUGAAUGAGAGUCGGUACAAGCGUGUGAUUGAGGCCUGUGCUCUGCUGCCUGAUAUAGAGAUUCUUCCUUCAGGAGACAAAACAGAAAUAGGAGAAAAGGGUGUGAAUUUGUCUGGAGGACAGAAACAGCGAGUCAGUCUUGCUCGGGCAGUUUACUGUAAUGCAGAUGUCUAUUUGCUUGAUGAUCCUUUAUCAGCUGUUGAUGCUCAUGUUGGGAAACAUAUUUUUGAAAAAGUUAUUGGACCAAAAGGAAUCCUGAAAAAUAAAACUCGGCUUUUGGUAACCCAUGCAAUCAACUAUCUGCCUCAAAUGGAUACAAUUCUGGUAAUGACUGAUGGAGAAAUCUCUGAGAUGGGCUCCUACCAGGAGCUGCUGGAGCAAGAUGGGGCUUUUGCUGAGUUUCUUCGUACAUAUGCUAAUACUGAACAAAGCAUGGAGAACAGUGAGUCAGAUCUUUCAUUAGAAGGAACGAUGCAACCUCUGGAAACAGAUACAAAUAGUCCAUCUACAAAAGAAGGAAAGCCGGUAGAAAAUGGAGUCCUUGUGAAUGAAGCCCCUGGAAAGUUAAUGCAUAGGCAACUCAGUAACUCUUCAACAUACAGCAGAGACACUGGGAAGUCCCAACAGCAGAGCAGCACAGCAGAGCUGCAGAAGCCACUUGCUGAAAAGAAUUCCUGGAAACUGAUGGAGGCUGACACAGCGAAGACCGGGAGGGUAAAGGCAUCGGUGUACUGGGACUACAUGAAAGCAAUUGGACUCUUUAUGUCUUUCUUGAGCAUUUUCCUCUUCCUGUGUAAUCAUAUAGCCUCCUUGGCUUCCAACUACUGGCUAAGUUUAUGGACAGAUGAUCCUGUUAUCAAUGGGACACAGCAGUACACAGAUGUCAGACUGGGAGUAUAUGGAGCACUGGGAAUUUCUCAAGGUAUUGCUGUGUUUGGCUACUCAAUGGUCGUGUCAAUAGGGGGAAUAUUUGCAUCACGACACCUACACCAUAACCUGCUGCACAAUGUCCUCAGGUCUCCAAUGAGUUUCUUUGAACGUACACCAAGUGGAAAUCUAGUGAACCGUUUUUCUAAGGAGAUAGAUACCAUUGACUCCACCAUUCCACCAAUCAUCAAAAUGUUCAUGGGCUCAAUGUUUAAUGUGAUUGGGGCUUGUAUCAUCAUUCUGCUGGCCACACCUCUAGCUGCUGUCAUUAUUCCACCUCUGGGACUUGCCUACUUGUUUGUGCAGAGAUUUUAUGUGGCCACAUCUCGGCAGCUCAAGCGCCUCGAGUCUGUCAGUCGUUCUCCUGUGUAUUCUCACUUCAAUGAGACCCUGCUGGGAGUCAGUGUCAUUCGAGCCUUUGAGGAGCAGAAACGUUUCAUAAAGCAGAACGACAUGAAAGUGGAUGAAAACCAGAAAGCUUAUUAUCCAAGCAUUGUUGCAAACAGGUGGCUGGCUGUCCGUCUGGAGUACGUGGGGAACUUUAUUGUCCUGUUUGCAGCAUUGUUUGCAGUGAUUGCACGCAACAAACUCAGCGCGGGACUGGUUGGCCUCUCGGUAUCCUACUCACUGCAGAUUACAGCGUAUUUGAACUGGCUGGUUCGCAUGUCAUCUGAGGUGGAAACCAACAUUGUUGCUGUUGAAAGAGUCAAAGAAUAUACUGAAAUGGAGAAGGAGGCCGAGUGGAGUAUCGAACAAACCGCCCCAGCGAGUACCUGGCCCGAGGAAGGGAAGAUUGAGUUUCGAGGUUAUGGUUUACGUUACUGCGAAGACUUGGAUUUGGUUCUGAAAAACAUAAAUGUUACCAUAAAUGGGGGUGAAAAGAUUGGAAUAGUUGGAAGAACGGGAGCUGGAAAAUCCUCCCUCACUUUAGGUUUGUUUCGGAUUAAUGAAGCAGCUGAAGGAGAAAUUAUUAUUGAUGGAAUUAAUAUUGCAAAGAUAGGGCUCCAUGACCUGCGGUUCAAGAUCACCAUCAUCCCUCAGGAUCCAAUAUUGUUCUCUGGCUCUCUGCGUAUGAAUCUUGAUCCUUUUGACCAACACUCUGAUGAAGACAUUUGGAGAUCUUUGGAAUUGGCUCACCUGAAAAAUUUUGUGUCAUCCCUUCCUGAUAAACUGAAUCACGAGUGUGCUGAGGGUGGUGAGAACCUCAGUGUGGGACAACGCCAGCUGGUGUGCCUGGCACGAGCUCUGCUCAGGAAGUCCAAAAUCCUGGUUCUGGAUGAAGCCACAGCUGCUGUUGAUCUUGAAACAGAUAAGCUUAUACAGUCGACGAUAAAGUCUCAAUUUGAAGAAUGUACUGUAUUAACUAUAGCACAUCGUCUGAACACGAUCAUGGACUACACGAGAGUUUUAGUCCUGGAGAGAGGAGAAGUGGUGGAGUGUGGAAGCCCAGAGCAGCUCCUUCGGAAAAGAGGCAUUUUCUACAGCAUGGCCAAAGAUUCAGGCUUGGUGUAACACUUGAACUUGUUGAGUUCCUGUGGGGAAGAGGGAGGUGAUACAUUUGGCGAACUGUAACUUCCCCUGAGCUGGAGUGAACCAUACAGCUCAGCUUGAGACAUAGUGAAGUUGGCCAGAGUAUGGCAAUGGAAGUAACAUAAAAAUGCAAUUUUUUUCCUUUUUUAUUUCUCCUUAGUAUUGAUUUUAGCCAACUUUAGGAGAAGCACAUCCACUGUGCAAAACACUGCAGAGACUUCUAAUUUUUGCCUAAAACCUGUCUAUAAUAUUAUAUGCUAAAAUAUAAGGUGGAGUGAUUCAUCAGAGAAGUUCAGAAAAGCUUUUACUUCUCGUCUGCUCUUAUGUUCUGAAGUUCCCUCCCUCUUUUUUUUUUGGUUUAAAACAUUUUUGCAAAUGCUAAUUAUUUGCUUGUUCGCGGAUUCCUCAUUUGAUGAGCCAUCUAUUGUGGGAUGCACCUGGAACAUUUUGUGGCAUAUAGUACUAUAGUCCAAAGAUUUUUUUUUUUUUUCUUGUGAAAUAACACGUGUGCCAGACGUUCUCAUUAUGGCAUUUACUGUACAUGGUUAAUGCUUUAUGCAUUGUCCUAAAGGUUUCCUGUGUUUACAGCGUAUAGCAGCAAGUUCUCUAUAAUGUCGGUAGUGCUGAAGUCAAAAAGCACAGUCAACUUCAUAGCAGUAUUUAAGCAUGUCUGGAAUGACAAUCACUCCAAAACCAAAUUGGUGCAGCAGCUGGUGCGUUGCAGUGUGCAGUAUCUUACACCCAGUUCACUCAGGAAUUCUGACUUGGGUGCCCAAUCCUGGUGACACCUGUGGGGACGAGGCUGAGAAGUGAGGAUUUGUCUGGGCAGAGGUUGCAGGCUCGGUGUGAUGUUGAUUGUAAAACCCUUGGCUUUGGCAGUCCUGUGCUUUAAUUCUGCCACAUCAAGGACCAUUAGCCUUAUAUCAAAGAAACAUGCCCUUCAUGCUGCUGCUGUUGACUCAAAUUUUGUGGGAAAAUGUUCUGUUGUUUAAAAAAAUUACUGUUUUUAAAGUUGUGUGUCAGAGGGGUCUAACAAUUCAAUUAGCAAUGGAGUCUGGUUUUCAAGAUCCACGUUGUAUUUUCAUUUUUCUGUGGUAAGAGAAAAAUUACUUUUCUAAUGUUCUGAUUAGUCUUAUUUUAAAGGAAAAUGCUGGAAGGCAAACUAAGUCAGAUGGACACAAAUACUCAGCACUGAGAAUGUGGACUUCUGUGAUUGAUAUUGCUGACCUUAAUACUAGACAAUUGUUGUCCUUAGAGUAAAGCUAUUUAUUUUUUUGUAAAUUAUGACUCUCUGAAAUUGAAUAGACUGAAAUUUUCUUUGGUAUUUUUUUGUAAUGACUAUACAAAUAUUUGCAAAGAACUUGCAGUAAAAACAUUGUUUGAAA
Messenger RNA from Chiroxiphia lanceolata (lance-tailed manakin), 6119 nucleotides. RefSeq names its product ATP binding cassette subfamily C member 1 (gene ABCC1). The transcript is spliced from 33 exons. Gene Ontology annotation, molecular function: glutathione transmembrane transporter activity; ATP binding; ATP hydrolysis activity. Gene Ontology annotation, biological process: glutathione transmembrane transport; xenobiotic transport. Bases 64 to 4716 code for a protein of 1550 amino acids. Gene Ontology annotation, cellular component: basolateral plasma membrane. Lineage: Eukaryota; Metazoa; Chordata; Aves; Passeriformes; Pipridae. The record is from RefSeq and is a predicted model, not a curated record.